Lingula anatina is the source of this 2377-nucleotide messenger RNA. Its product is annotated as tRNA (guanine(26)-N(2))-dimethyltransferase. Gene Ontology annotation, biological process: tRNA N2-guanine methylation. Gene Ontology annotation, cellular component: nucleus. NCBI's taxonomy places the organism in Eukaryota, Metazoa, Brachiopoda, Lingulata, Lingulida, Lingulidae. Gene Ontology annotation, molecular function: metal ion binding; RNA binding; tRNA (guanine) methyltransferase activity. The record is from RefSeq and is a predicted model, not a curated record.
AGGUCAUCUAAAGCGUGGACGACUUGUGAUGGUACAAGUCCACAUCACGGGAGUAAAGAGCAAUCUUAUUAAGUAUGAAUGACACCAAGGAAGGAGACGAAAAGGUUUUUAUGGAUAAUCUAACGUCUGUAAAAGAAGGGAAAGCAGAAGCCUUUUAUCCCAAAGCUGUGUUCUAUAACCCUGUUCAGGAGUUUAAUAGAGACCUAACAGUUGCAGUCAUCUCUGAGUUUUCACAGGAAUACAUUGCAAAGAAAAUAGAACAAGCCAAGAGAAAGGGUGCUAAAGAAGCAUCAGAACAGGCUGUUAAAAGAGAACAUACGGCAUCAAAAGUAGAAACACCUGCAGCUGAUAUCUCAGAAGACACAGAAACUACUGGCCUUAAGAUUCUAGAAGCGCUGUCAGCUUCAGGUUUACGUUCUAUGCGUUUUGCUUUAGAAAUCCCUGAAGUAAAAGAAAUAGUAACAAAUGAUUACAGUGAAGCUGCUGUGGAAAUAAUAAAACACAAUGCACAACACAAUAAGGUGCAGCAUUUAAUUUCUCCAAGUUGUGCAGAUGCAGCCCUCCUCAUGUACCAGCACAGAAGCAAGAAGGACCGAUUUGAUGUUGUUGACUUAGAUCCCUAUGGCAGCCCAUCUCCAUUUCUUGAUGCAGCAGUGCAAGCUGUAACCGAUGGGGGUUUACUCUGUGUAACCAGCACUGAUACUGCUGUGCUGUGUGGCAAUAGUCCUGAAAACUGCUAUGCUAAGUAUGGCUCCAUGCCCCUCCGAGGCUCUUUCUGUCAUGAGAUGGCACUGAGAAUUGUGUUGCAAAGCAUCCAGUCCCAUGCUAGUAGAUAUUCCAGAUAUAUUAUACCCCUACUGGCAGUAAGUGUAGAUUUUUAUGUCCGAAUAUUUGUCCUUGUUUACACAGGAGCACAAAAAAUGAAGCGAUCUGCAGCCAAUAUGGGAAUGGUGUAUUUGUGCACUGGUUGUGAGACUUACAGCAUACAGAAUUUGUGCAAAGAGAUACCUACCAAGGGGAAUAAUUUCAAGUACUGCGUAGCCACAGGUCCUUCUGUAGAGGAACAUUGUGUGCACUGUGGACAUAGACAUCACAUUGGAGGUCCUGUCUGGACAGCUCCCAUACAUGAUGUGGAGUUUGUAAACAGAAUACUGAAAAGGAUACAGGGGAAUCCAGAUGCCCUAAAUACCUCACAAAGAAUAAUAGGUAUUCUCAGUGUUAUAUCUGAAGAACUCCAAGAUUCACCAUUACACUUUACUCUUGAUCGACUAAGUACAGUGGUACGGACAGUAACACCCUCGCUGGUGCAAUUGCGAUCGGCCAUAUUGCAUGCUGGGUAUGAUGUGACAUUUUCACAUACAUGUCAGGGUUCCUUGAAAACAAAAGCACCGAGUCAGGUAAUAUGGGACAUUAUGAGGUGUUGGGCAAAACAGAACCCUCCUAAAGAUGGCAAACUUACAAAGGGAUCUGCUGGUAAAGCCAUUCUAAAUAAAGCACCCCAGUUGGUGGCCAAUUUUGAACUUCAUCCCAAAGCCAACCCUAAGUCCAGAAAAGAAGGUCUGGUUCGUUUUCAGCAAAAUCCUGAACCUAACUGGGGCCCCAAACCUAUUGCAAAACCCCAAAACGAUGAGGAUGAUGUAACCCCCCUAGAGAAAAGUCGAAGAUUGCAAGGAAAGAGGAAAAGAAGGAGAGUGCAGGAAGUGAAAGUGAUUGACUACAAGAAGUUUCCCUGUAAGAAGAACCAAGAGGGGUUGUGCACACUUGGUGAGGAUUGUAAAUAUUCCCACGAUAAAGACAAGGUGGCUCGGCAGGAGGAACACAUGGAGGUGGUUCAAGGUUGUUUCAGUGAGGAUGCAAGCAAAUAAAAUAAGAAUGAUAACUAUGCAAUUUUUCUUGUUCAAGUUGCUGUCUAACCACAAAUAAAUACUAGUCAUUGGUAUAAUUGAGCAGAAUUAGCACUGAUGAUAUUGUUAACUUGCUAUUUGGAGAAAAGUGGAAUGCAUAUAGAUGUAAUUAGGCCUCUAUAAUUUAUAAAUAAAUUAAUAUAAAAUUUGUAAUAACAUGUACAGUUGACUAUACAAAAUUUCCCAAAGUAUAUGUACAAUUAAUAGAUGGAAACAAGUUGUAUACUUUGACUACAAAAAUGGGUAUCAAGACAAAAUAAUUCAAGUAAAAAUCUAAUAUUUCAGUAUAUAAUUUAGGAUGUUUAGAUUUUGAACAAAGAAUGAUAUAAAUAAAACAUCUUUAAACGAGUAUUUUUAGCUCAAUUCUUUUUCUUUUAAAUGAAUACACAGAUUAUUCCACUCCACCAGUGCAGCUGUACAAAAUGCUGUCACCAUGUUUUUAACCUAACUUUGGGAGUGUCAUUAACUUUGUC